Molecule: messenger RNA, 1692 nt
Organism: Populus euphratica (Euphrates poplar)
Lineage: Eukaryota; Viridiplantae; Streptophyta; Magnoliopsida; Malpighiales; Salicaceae
Product: 4-hydroxy-tetrahydrodipicolinate synthase 2, chloroplastic-like
Exons: 3
Coding region: 319-1416 (365 amino acids)
Molecular function (GO): 4-hydroxy-tetrahydrodipicolinate synthase activity
Source: RefSeq, a predicted model, not a curated record
ACUCACCCUUAAAAACCCUAAGAAGCACCCAUAGCAAGUUCUUUAUGCCACAGCCUCCACUCCAACACCCACCCACUCCCAUUUACCCGUCGGAGCUUGACGUAAUGGCCGCCCUAUACAGCAACAGCUCCACCGCCCUCCUCCAAAACAUCACCAUCAGCACUACGAUUAUUGCCACCAUUUCAACUAUUAUUACCAUCAGCACCAUUCAUUGAAAUCCCAUCUCUGCUCUUCAUUUUUUAAUCACAUAGUGAGAAAUAAAUAAAUAAAUAGACUCACUUUCAAUACGCAAGAAGAAGAAAACAUAAGCUUACAAAAAUGGCUGCCAUGAAGAGCUAUAGCGUAUGCUUGAGGGAGUCUACUCUCCAGUUUCCGCGUCCUUAUUGCGGUGAUAAUUACAAGAGGAGGGGUGGAAAAUGGAGAUCUCCACAAGCUGCUGUAAUACCAGAUGUUCAUCUUCCAAUGCGUAGUCUUGAAGUUAAAAACAGGACAUCGGCAGAGGAUAUAAAAUCUCUUAGAUUGAUAACAGCCAUCAAAACCCCGUAUCUGCCUGAUGGUAGAUUCGAUCUCGAAGCAUACGAUGCAUUGGUGAAUAUGCAGAUUGUUAAUGGUUCUGAAGGUGUGAUAGUUGGUGGCACAACUGGUGAAGGCCAGCUAAUGAGCUGGGACGAACACAUAAUGCUCAUAGGCCACACUGUUAAUUGUUUUGGUAGUUCAGUGAAGGUGAUUGGAAACACUGGAAGUAACUCUACAAGGGAAGCGAUUCAUGCCACAGAGCAAGGUUUUGCAGUUGGAAUGCAUGCUGCUCUUCACAUCAAUCCGUACUAUGGCAAAACCUCCGUGGAGGGGAUGGUUUCUCAUUUUGACUGUGUGCUACCUAUGGGUCCCACUAUCAUAUACAAUGUGCCAUCCAGAACUGGCCAAGAUAUCCCCCCACGUGUUAUUCAUACUAUAGCACAGAGUCCAAACCUGGCAGGAGUCAAGGAAUGUGUUGGUAAUGAUCGGGUUGAACAAUAUACAGAUAAAGGAAUUGUGGUGUGGAGUGGGAACGAUGAUCAAUGCCAUGAUGCUAGGUGGAACCAUGGGGCUACUGGUGUGAUUUCUGUUACUAGCAACUUGCUUCCAGGCUUGAUGCGGAAACUCAUGUUUGAGGGGAAGAAUACUGAACUAAAUUCAAAACUCCUGCCGCUUAUUGACUGGUUAUUUCAGGAGCCAAACCCCAUUGCAUUAAACACAGCUCUUGCUCAGCUUGGGGUUGUAAGGCCAGUUUUCAGGCUGCCAUAUGUGCCUCUUCCUCUGGCAAAGAGGAUAGAAUUUGUGAAUUUGGUGAAGAAAAUUGGCCGGGAGAAUUUUGUAGGAGAAAAAAAGGUUCAGGUUCUUGAUGACGAUGACUUCAUCUUGAUAAGUCGGUAUUAGACAGUACAUCUUGUUGAGACGGUUCUUGAUGACGAUGACUUCAUCUUGAUUAGUCGGUAUUAGACAACAGUAUAUCUUGUUGAGACUUCUAGUGUGGGCUCGCCAAUUACUAGCUCACAUUUUAUGUGCUUUUCCAAUUCACUUUAGCAACACAUAAGCUUCAUGAUGUGGUGCUAGGAUAUGGCAGAAGGCAGAUGAAGAUGCCUGUCUUACGCCCUCUUGCGUUUGCUUGCGUGUAAGAGCAGGAAAUGGCUCGUUUGCUAGUUGCUUUGUCUA